AUGGCGGUCGCGGACGACCCCGAAGCGGGUGAAAACGAUAAACCCAUCGUCCCGCUCGAUGAGGACGACAUCGCGCUGUUGAAGACGUACGGCUUGGGCGCGUACAACGAUUCGAUCAAGGAUCUGGAGAACGAUCUGAAGACGAUCGCGAAACGGGUGAACGAUCUGUGUGGGAUCAAGGAGAGCGACACUGGGUUGGCGCCACCGUCGCAGUGGGAUCUCACGGCGGAUAAGCAGGCGUUUCAGGAGCAGCAACCGCUGCAGGUGGCGAGGUGCACGAAGAUCAUAAACCCGGGGACGGAUGACGCGCAGUACGUGAUCAACGUGAAACAAAUCGCGAAGUUUGUGGUGGGGUUAGGGAACGAGGUGGCGCCGACGGACAUCGAGGAGGGCAUGCGGGUUGGGGUGGAUCGGAAUAAGUACUUCAUACAGCUUCCGCUGCCACCAAAGAUUGACCCGAGCGUGACGAUGAUGACGGUAGAGGAAAAACCGGACGUGACGUACGGCGACGUCGGAGGGUCCAAGGAGCAAAUCGAGAAGCUCAGAGAGGUGGUGGAGUUGCCGUUGUUGCAUCCGGAGAAGUUCGUCAAGCUCGGGAUCGAUCCGCCGAAGGGGGUGUUGUGUUACGGGCCGCCAGGGACGGGGAAGACGUUGCUCGCGCGCGCGGUGGCGAACCGAACCGACGCGUGCUUUAUUCGCGUCAUCGGUAGUGAGUUAGUGCAAAAGUAUAUGGCGAGGAGCAAAAAGGCGUGUUUGAUUUUUUUCGACGAAGUGGACGCCAUCGGUGGCGCCCGCUUCGACGACGGGCAAGGUGGGGACAACGAAGUGCAGCGUACGAUGCUUGAGAUCGUGAACCAACUCGAUGGUUUCGAUGCGCGAGGGAAUAUCAAGGUGUUGAUGGCGACGAAUAGGCCCGACACGCUCGAUCCCGCGCUCCUGCGUCCGGGCCGACUCGACCGUAAAGUCGAGUUCGGUCUCCCUGACCUCGAGUCUCGCACGCAAAUUUUUAAGAUCCACACGCGCUCCAUGGCGGUUGAGCGCGACAUUCGCUACGAGCUCUUGGCCCGUCUGUGUCCCAACGCCACCGGCGCGGAGAUCCACUCCGUGUGCACCGAAGCCGGCAUGUUUGCCAUUCGUCAGCGCAGGAAAACCGUCGGCGAGAAGGACUUCCUGGACGCCAUCAACAAGGUGAUCAAGGGAUAUCAAAAAUUCUCCUCCACGGCCAAGUACAUGCAGUACAAUUAG
This is a messenger RNA of Ostreococcus tauri, 1245 nucleotides long. RefSeq names its product 26S proteasome subunit P45. Gene Ontology annotation, molecular function: ATP hydrolysis activity; ATP binding; proteasome-activating activity. NCBI's taxonomy places the organism in Eukaryota, Viridiplantae, Chlorophyta, Mamiellophyceae, Mamiellales, Bathycoccaceae. Gene Ontology annotation, biological process: proteasome-mediated ubiquitin-dependent protein catabolic process. The transcript is spliced from 2 exons. Bases 1 to 1245 code for a protein of 414 amino acids. The record is from RefSeq and is a predicted model, not a curated record. Gene Ontology annotation, cellular component: proteasome regulatory particle, base subcomplex.